CGGAACGGAACGGAAACCCCGACGGUCGGCCCCGUCCGUCCCCUCCUCUCCCAAAUCGAUCGAAUCGAACCCAAAUCCCCACCCAAACCCCGAUCGCCGGCGAUGGCCAGCCUCCACGCCGGACUCAGCACCGGCCGUCUCCGCAUCUACACUCCGGCGCUGUAUGACGACGGCACCCCGUGGCAGAACGAGAGGGAGCAGGACAGCUCUCAGCUCCUCCUCAAGAUCCACAGCCACUACAAGGAAGCCCUCGACGGGCUCACCGGCUCCGACGUCGUACGGCGCUUCCUCCCCUCGGGGGUCUGCGUCGGCCUACUCGAUCCGGUCUCCAACAUCACCGUCAACGCACUCCUCGCCGCCACGGCAGACAAGGCCUACUCGGCGCCGGUCGCCGUCGAUCUCGGGGACACGGAGCGGCGCUCCCUCGACGGCCUCGUCACCUUCCUCACCUGCUUCUUCCCCUACCUCGCCGACUGGGAGGCCGUCAGGUACCUUCUCCUCGCCGACGCCGACCCCUUGGUCGCCGCGCGCAUCGUCCUCGAGGACCGCGGCACCAAGUGCUUCCGCCCAGACUCCGCCGCCACCAACGGCGCCCUCAGGCUCGCCCUCAGGUGCGCCACGCUGGCCGCCAAGCAGCACCCGCAGCUCGCCGACGCCUGGCUCUCGCUCUGCUCAUCCCUCCACAAGGCCGUCCCCAAUUACCACCACAACAUCUUCAACAACCUCCGCACCUUGUUCAAAGAGAAGACAACUGCACAUGUCCCGUAUCCUCCUCCCACUGGCAAGCCGUGGGAGCUCGCCGCCACUCGCCGCACGCGCAUCACCAAGGUUCCCUACCAGCAUUCAUGGUCGCUCAGACGAGUGCUCCUUGAUGCCAUCCAUGGAUUCUACCUCAAGGCCCUGGCCAGGAUGCCGGGCGGGUCUCGCUACCACCGCAGCAUGCUCAAGGCUGGCCAUUGCUACGGCCCUUUCGACCCUGUCUCCAACAUCAUCCUCAACACCAUAUGGUACGAAGCCAACUUCCCACCACUGACUCCACAACGCGAGCUCGACUUCGUCGGGACCUGGAGUUUGAUGCGGAUCGAGGCCCUGUCCUUCUAUGGACUCCUCUCCUUCCUCUGCACCUGUCAUCAAGAUCUCAGCAUGCACGAGGCCAUGCGGAUUCUCAUCGAGGAGGACCUCAACUUGUCCGCCACAAAGCAUUGCAGCAGUGUCAAGGAAGAGCAAGAUGCCUAUAGGGCUGCUGCCAUUGCGGCAUGGUGCCCCCGCCUCAAUUCUGAUGCCCAAGCAGGAUUCCUCAGUUCGUGCAACAAGCCUCAAGUCUUGUCACUGCUGUCAAAUGGAGGACAACAGCAGCUCUCCUCUCAAGCUGUCCAGCAGAUUGCCACACUAUUAGCAUCUGGCAUGACAACCCAGCAGCAGCAGCAGCAGCCACUUUCCGUUUCCAAGCGGGAGUUCGAUGAUACCAUGUCAGAGGGAAGUCAACGGCGCAGGGCUCAUAAAAGAAUCUCCAAAAAGGUCAAGGGUGCAUUAAGGAGAUAUGAGAAGCAGAAUUCGGGAGACAACACCUGCUAUCAGCUUUAUGUGGUCUGUGGUGUGAAUGAAUCCGUAUCUGGUCCUGACAACAGUGAAGAAUCCAUCAAGAAGCGAGAUGAUAGUGAUGAUGAGUUUGAUGACUACUACCACCACACACAUGCCAACUUUCUGGUGACUCGAAAUGUUGGCUCUGUAUGUUCAGUCCCAGUACUCUUCUUUGCCGAGCUUAGCAACGACGGCGAUGAUGACCAGCUUUUAUGUUGUCCUGUGGAUAUUCCACCGCCAGGGGCUGAGCCAGUCCGGUGCCUUUUCUGCGAGCAAGCAGGCAUCAGGAUCGUGCACCCGGCUAAUCAGGAGGGAUUCCACGGGCGCACACUCGAGUUCGAGAAGAUGGUCCGCGGAGAAGAUUUCUACGACAAUGGCUACUAUACGGAGGUCUACAGCAACCAUCGCAUACUAGAUCGCAGUGAAUCCAUUGCGAACUGGACACAAGGUGGAGACGAGGAGGAAUGCAUGUACCUUGGUAGUAACGACUUCACCAUCAAGGAAGACGACGGUGAUGAAUCGGAGGAUUUUGAGGACGACUAGUGUAGAUUAAUUUAUUCUAUUUAUUGUGCUGGGCUACGGGGCGUAGUAUUCACUUCGUUGAUGAUACUAGGUUUAAAUAGGUUUGUUUAAUUGUAGGAUCAGCAAGUCUAUCGCCCUAACAAGUACCCCCUACAAGUUGUACAAAAUCAUCGACACUUAUUAUGGAUAGCAGUUAAUUUGUGGUUUC
Messenger RNA from Lolium rigidum, 2311 nucleotides. RefSeq lists its product as uncharacterized. NCBI's taxonomy places the organism in Eukaryota, Viridiplantae, Streptophyta, Magnoliopsida, Poales, Poaceae. Bases 103 to 2124 code for a protein of 673 amino acids. The record is from RefSeq and is a predicted model, not a curated record. The transcript is spliced from 3 exons.